Molecule: messenger RNA, 7289 nt
Organism: Doryrhamphus excisus (bluestripe pipefish)
Lineage: Eukaryota; Metazoa; Chordata; Actinopteri; Syngnathiformes; Syngnathidae
Gene: itsn2b
Product: intersectin 2b
Biological process (GO): positive regulation of Rho protein signal transduction; intracellular signal transduction
Molecular function (GO): protein binding; guanyl-nucleotide exchange factor activity; calcium ion binding
Source: RefSeq, a predicted model, not a curated record
AUCUUGACCAGAAAGACGUUAACAGCGCCCCGCAGCAGCAGCAGCCAGAAGCAGCACGUCGUCGUCAGCCAUGUUGUUGGUGAGAUACACUCAAUGAGCUGUCAGCAACAGGUCCUCCUCGAAGUAGAAGCGAAACCUGAACAAUUCUACACCAGUUUCACUUCUUAUUGGACAUCAAACAUCGUCAGUGUGACCAGGAAGCCAUUCACAAAAAGUGGAUAUUAACUUGGGACCUUUGGAGAACUCGGAAGUGUGUCUCUAUAUUUGAUCGGUACUACAGCGCUUCAGUUUAUAGAAGCGAAAGGAUGGCUGCAAGCAAUAGCUGAGGACGCCAUCAGGAGUUCCACCCCUUGCUUAGUUGCCACCACCUCCAAGUAUGAAUGGUGGUCUAAGUCUGUGGGCUGUCACCCCAGAAGAGAGGGACAAGCAUGACCACAAGUUUGACACCCUCUUCCCAUCAAUGGGUUACGUUUCAGGUGAGCAGGCAAGGAAGUUUUUCCUCCAGUCAGGACUGCCUGCUUCAGUCCUGGCUGAGAUAUGGGCUCUGGCGGAUAUGAACAAAGAUGGCAAGAUGGACAGGUUGGAAUUUUCCAUUGCAAUGAAGCUCAUAAAGCUCAAGCUUCAAGGAACGCCGCUUCCAUCGGCACUGCCCAUCAUCAUGAAGCAGCCUCCUGUGUCUGCUCCAAACCUCACUGCUCCCAAGCUCAACUAUGGGAUGGGAUCUGUGGGAUCUGUGUCCCUGAUGUCUGGUAACAACUUUGCCAUGUUGACACCUAUCGCCAUGGCAACUCCAGGACUAACCCAUAUGAUUCCACCAGCAGCAGGCCUCAGCCCACUAAUUGGCUCCACCCCCACCAGGCCCCUGAUGACCACUCUCCCCAAUAGCACUAUGGGUCUUCUCCAGCCAGCUUUAGCCACUGGUCUACCUUUAUCUGCAUCCCCCUAUACUUCUCCACUUGUAUCCAGCUCCGCUUUGCCACCCACUUCAUUGACUUCCCAAAUGGCAACAGGUCGUGGGGAUUGGGGUGUGCCACACGCCACCAGACUCAAAUACAGGCAGCAGUUCAACAGCUUGGACACACUGAUGACUGGAUAUCUCACUGGUCAGCAGGUGAGAAGUGCCAUGGCAACGACAAUGUUGAGUCAGACCCAACUGGCCUCCAUCUGGAAUUUGGCCGAUGUGGACAAGGAUGGCAAGCUAACUGCUGAAGAGUUCAUCCUGGCCAUGCAUCUGGUGGAUAUGGCCAAGAGUGGACAACCACUGCCGCCAACGCUGCCGACUGAUUUGAUGCCACCCACACAGAGGGCUGCUGUGAAUGGAUCCAGUACACCUUUGUAUGCAGCUCUGGCUGAUGAUCUGGACAUCGAACCCCCACAGAAAGCCAGAAGCAACAUGUCCUUUGAGGACAAAUUCAAAGCCAACCUAGAGCGCGGGAACGCUGAACUGGAGAAGAGACGACUGGCUCUGCAGGAGGCAGAGAGAAAGGAGCAGGAGAGGCAAGCGCAAAAGGCAAGAGAGGAGCAAGAACGGAGGGAGAAGGAGGCCCGCGAGGCAGAGGAGAGAAGGAGGAAAGAGGAAGAGAAGCGGCUGGAACGCCAGAGGGAACUGGAGAGACAGAAAGAAGAAGAGCGUCUGAGAGAAAUCGAGAGAAAAGAGGCAGCGCAGCGCGAGCUUGAGCGCCAGAGGAAGGAGGAAUGGGAAAGGAGGAAGCGAGGGGAACUUCAAAUAAAGAGACAGCAAGAGCAGGAUGACAUCAUCCAACUCAAAGCCAAAAAGAGAAGUCUGGAGAUGGAGUUGGAGGCUGUGGGUAACAAACAGCGCCAGAUUUCCGACCGACUGCGUGACAUCCAAAACAAGAAGAAACUUCCCAAGACUGAGUUGGACCUGAUCAAUCAAAGGAAGGAUGCACGCCAGGAGGACAUGAAAAACCUCCAGAAACAGAUAGAGGAAUUCCAAAGGAAGUUGUCCCAUCUGACUCCAGAACAAAAGAGGCUGACUGAGAAACUCCAAAGCAUGGCUCAGAAUAAGAUGCCUGUGUCAGCUGUAUCCACCCUGAAGCUCAGCAUUACAGAGCAAAAGGGGACGUGUAUAAAACUGAAGGGUCAGCUGGACGCCCUAGAGAAAGAAACUGCUGCCAAAUUGGAAGAGCUGGACCGCUAUAACAAAGACAUGCAGCAUGUGGGUGCUAAUGAUGCUUUGCUUCAGGCUGUCGUCUCACUGCUGGCCUGCCUGCGUAACCUCUUCUACCUGCUUAAGGAACUGAGGGAGACCCAGCAAAAGCAGCAGGCUACACUUGAGAAACUGCGAAGCCUCAAAGAAGACAAAAAGCGUGAGUUGACUCAAAGGAAGCAGGAGGAUGAGGAGCGGAGGAAGCGGGAAGAAGAGAGGAAAAGGCAAGAGGAGGAAAGGAGACGUAAGGAGGAGGAGGAAGCUCAAAGGCGUAUCGAGAUGGAAAAGGAGCGCCAAAGGCAGGAGAAACUAAGGAGGGAAGAGGAGGAGCGUCAGAGGAGACUUCAGGAGGAACGAGAGGCCAAAAAAAGGGAGGAGGAGGAGAAAGAGAGACAGGCUCUCAUCCAGGCAGCCAAGUUGGAGGCCGAACGAGAGCUGAGGGCCAAAGAGGAGGCGGAGCGCAAGCGUAGAGAGGAGGAGGAAAGAAAGAAAAGGGAGGAGGAGGAGCGGCGAAGGCAAGCGGAGCGGCGAAGGCAAGAGGAGGAGAGGAGGAAGCUGGAGGAGGAGAGGCGACAGUUGGAGGAGGAAAGAAGGAAACUGGAAGAGGAUCGGAAACAGGAGGAGAAGAGAAGGAAAGAAGAGGAGGAGCGACUGAAGCGGGAGGAAGAGCGGAGGAGGCUGGAAGAGGAGCGCCGAAGGGAAAGAGAGCGGCAGGAAGAGGAGCGCAGAAGGCAGAGGGAGCAGGAGGAGGAGGAGAGACGAAGACAAAGAGCCGCAGAGGCAGCCGUCCGAGAUGCUGAGGAGAGGAAGAGACGAGAGGAGGAGGAGAGAAAGAGGAGAGAGCAGCAACACCAGGAAGAAGAGCGGAGAAAGCGGGAGGAGGAGAGGAGGAAUCUUCAGCAGAAGCUGCAAGAGGAUGAUAGGCGCAGGCGUGAGGAGGAGAGAAAAAGAGCAGAGGAGGAAAGGAAGAGAAAGGUGGAUGAAGAGGAGAGGAGGAAAGCGGAGGAGGAGAAGAAGAGAAAGGAGCAGCACCCGCCUAGUGGAGGAGGCAAAAUUGACAUUCAGGAGAAACUCAAUUCUUUGCUUAGGGGACUGGAGGAGAGGAAAGGCAGGCAACCCAGGGCUUCACAACACAGGAAGUCAGCUUCUCUCACACCCUUCAAGGCACUUUAUCCAUUCACUGCACGAAACCAUGAGGAGCUCACCUUUAACGCAGAUGACAUCAUUGAGGUGGAUGAGACAGCUGGGCCAGAGGAGGGCUGGUUGUAUGGCAGCAGUCAGGGCCACUUGGGUUGGUUCCCUGAGAGCUAUGUGGAAAGAGUGGGUGCGUCUGGCUCGGCAGUUGCCGCGACUCCUCCGAAAUUACCAAUCCAGUCGCAGCUUUCCAAUGCCCUCGAGGCGGCAAAGGCAGGGGCAACGAAAUCUGCCUUCACCCCAACACACUCUCCAAACCUUGGUCCCUCUGACACACACGGACAACAAGUGGUAGGUAACCUACUGGCCCAGGCCUUGUGCUCCUGGACAGCAAAGACGGACAAUCAUCUCAACUUCAAUAAAGAUGAUGUGAUUCAAGUGCUGGAAAAGCAGGAGAACUGGUGGCUCGGAGCGCUGAAUGGAGAGCAAGGCUGGUUCCCCAAGUCCUACGUGACACUGCUGGGUGAAGAGGAGGGUUCAGACAUUAAGAGCCCCUCUUCUGAUGCCUUAGACCAGAGUGACGGCCAGCAGCUUGAAGAGUAUGUAGCAUUAUACACAUACGAGUCCCCGGAGCCUGCUGAUCUAACGUUCAGAGAGGGAGAUGUCAUCUUGGUGAUCAAGAAGGACGGAGAGUGGUGGAACGGCACAACUGGCGACCGUGCAGGUGUCUUCCCCAGCAACUACGUCAAACCUAAGGAGGCAGAUACAACAAGCACAUCUGGUAAAAAGCCAGAGAUUGCCAAAGUAACCAGAGCUCAUUUGUCGUCUGGGCCUGGGCAGCUGAACCUAGAGAACGGCCAACUCAUUGUCAUCCUCAGUAAGAACACAUCAGGCUGGUGGCUCGGAGAGCUGCAGGCCCGUGGUAAAAAACGUCAGAAGGGCUGGUUUCCUCCCUCACAUGUCCAGAUAUUGGGGUCCAAUAGUGGCAAAUCCACACCAGCAGUCCAGUCAGUGUGUCAGGUGAUUGCCUUAUAUGACUACACGGCUGUCAACAAGGAUGAGCUAAGCUUCUCAAAGAACCAGUUAAUCAAUAUCCUCAACAAAAAUGACCCUGACUGGUGGAAGGGAGAGGUGAACGGGGUCACCGGCUUGGUCCCCACCAAUUACGUUGGUGACCCCAAUCAACACUGGAGUGCAGACCUGAACAGCCCGUUGGAGAAGAAAAGACAAGAUUACAUCCAUGAACUGAUCGAGACUGAGGAGAGAUACGUGGAGGACUUGCAGAUAGUGCUUGAGGUUUUCCAUAAGCCUAUGUCGGAGUCUGGACGACUGAACGAGGCAGAGAUGAACAUGAUAUUUGUCAAUUGGAAAGAAUUGCUGACCUGUAACCAGAAGCUUUUCAAGGCUUUGUCAGCUCGAAAGAAGAGCGUUGGCGAGAACAUGCCGGUGCAGAUGGUUGGAGACAUCCUGUCUGCUGAGCUGUCCCACAUGCAGCCAUACAUUCACUUCUGCUCAUGUCAGAUUAAAGGAGCUGCGCUGCUGCAGACACGUACCAACAAUGAGCCAGAAUUCAAGGUGUUCCUCAAGAAAAUCGCCUCAGACUACAGGUGUAAAGGGAUGCCGCUGUCCAGCUUCCUGCUCAAACCCAUGCAGAGGAUCACACGCUACCCGCUGCACAUUAAAAAUAUCUUGGAGUGCACUGCAGAGGGGCAUGCCGACCAAGUUCCUUUGAAAGAAGCUCUGGAGAGAGCAGAAGAGCUCUGUCAACAGGUCAAUGAAGGUGUGAGGGAUAAGGAGAACUCGGACAGGCUGGAGUGGAUUCAGAACCACGUCCAGUGUGAUGGCACUGCUGAGAAUAUUGUUUUUGACUCUAUCACCAACUGUUUGGGACCCAGAAAAUUGCUUCAUAGCGGCAAGCUGUACAAGGCAAAGAGCAACAAAGAACUUUGGGCCUUCCUCUUCAAUGACUUCCUGCUCUUGACUCAUUCGGGGAAGCAGUUCACUUCAUCUGGCAUCGACAAGCUGUUCAUCACCAAGAAUCACACGCAGCUUAAAAUGUACAAGCCGCCGGUUUUGCUGAAUGAAGUUCUGGUCAAGCUUCCCGAUCCUUCCAGCGACGACCCCGUCUUCCACAUCUCGCACAUCGACACAGUCUAUAUACUCAGGACGGACAACAUCAAUGAACGAACAUCCUGGGUUCAGAAAAUCAAGGCUGCCUCUGAAGAGUAUAUUGAGAUGGAGAAGAAGAAACGGGACAAGGCGUACCACUCUCGAUCUGUGAAGGGCGCUGGGAUAGGUAGACUCCUGGUCACAAUCCUGGAGGCCACUGAGCUGAAGGCAGGCAAAUCCAAUGGUAAAACUAAUCCAUACUGUGAGGUGACCAUGGGAACUCAGAUGUUCACAUCCAGGACGCUCAAUGACACUACGAACCCCAAGUGGAACUUCAACUGUCAGUUCAACAUUAGGGACAUCUACCAGGAUGUGCUCAGCAUCACAAUCUAUGAGCGGGACCAAUUUGCUCCCGAUGAAUUCUUGGGACGGACAGAGGUUCCUGUGGCAACCAUAAAAAAAGAGCUGGAGAACAACGGCUCAAUCACUCGACGUCUUCUGCUUCACGAGGUCUCCACGGGGGAAGUGUGGGUCCGUCUCGACCUGCAGCUCUUCAGCAACAAAUAGCUGGACGCUGUAGUGGCUAACAGCCAAUGAUGAUUGAGGGGCUGCAUGUUGUCAGGACAGGUGAUCUUUAAAGUCACUUUCUUGGAUGCAAAGGGAAUAUUCAUACUCGUUGGGAAUUAAAAGGACGGCUGCAUAGGUAAUGAUUAUAUAGCACAACUGUAGGAGUCAUGCAGUCAUUCACGUGUUGCAGACACUCUUUCAUAUGUCAGCAGUGAACAAUAUAUUGAGUCCCCUUGCGUGUCUGUUUAGUGUCAUCAAACUGAUGUCAGAGGAGUACUUUGUCCAAUGCUGUAGAUCGAACAUCUAAGAAGAUGUUGCGGCUCGAGUCAUAAGCUUAGUGUGGUGGAUGGUGUUGUUAAACGUGGUUAGGUCAUUUAGUUCUGCGGGUUUGUGAUGGGUUCCUACGAAAUACAUAGCAUAGCUUGCAUGUGAGAACAGAUGAUAAUUAAUAAUUGACACUUGAUAAUUAAAGUUGAUUUAAUGGGGAGGUUUGAAAAGCAAGAGAAUUUUGAUUUUUUUUAUUUCUUUUUUUAUUUACAUUUUUAUGCACCCCACCCCAAAAGGAUGACAACUAUAAUUGGAGGCCUAUAAUGUCUCUUUUUCUUUCAAUGAAGCAUAUAAUUAAUUCAGCAGCUGUGCAAUAAUAUAUAAACAAUAAUGCUUCACAUUUACAGGAUUCAAACUGUAAAUUAAAGUCUGUAAGUUAAGCCCCGCAGUGUGAUGCUGCAAGUGCCUGCUGGUGCUCUGCAAUUUAACGUUAAUGUGUAUUUAUUUCUUAAUUUAUGUGUGUGAGACUAUCCAAAGGUCUGAUGCAGUGCUCCUCUGCGUCGUUUUGCAUAAUCGCUGUGUUGACUGGGUUUUGUUUUAAGGUGGGUGUAGUCAAAUAUAAAUGAAACAUGUUGUCACUCUAAUUAAGUUUCGCCUAAAGUCAGCUCACUCGUUGUAGCUGUUGGCUCCACCAUUGUUUUUAACUCUUUUAUUAACUUCAGUCAUUUUUUUUUUUUUUUAGACUCGACUGCCUAAUUGCUUUGAAUGGGAUUGUGUAAGUUUUUGUUGCAUGUUUUGCAGCCAUGUGCACGGACUCCUGCUGUGCCCCUUGAGUCUCGAAGUCUGUUUACCUGUUGUUUGUACUCACCUGGGCUUCACCAUGUGACACUCGGGUUUCAUAAGUCAAAUUAAAGACAUACAUUGUGUACAGACUUUCGAAUUAUUACUCAAGAUCACCUCGAUAAAGUAAGCUUUGCAAUAAUGGAUUAAUUUGUUUUUAAUGUGUAUACAAGAUAUGUAUUAGUUACAUUAAGCAUCAUGG